Molecule: messenger RNA, 8523 nt
Organism: Cryptotermes secundus
Lineage: Eukaryota; Metazoa; Arthropoda; Insecta; Blattodea; Kalotermitidae
Gene: Ino80
Product: chromatin-remodeling ATPase INO80
Exons: 31
Coding region: 194-4993 (1599 amino acids)
Biological process (GO): DNA repair
Cellular component (GO): Ino80 complex
Molecular function (GO): ATP binding; histone binding; DNA binding
Source: RefSeq, a predicted model, not a curated record
GCCAUCUGGCUUGUAGAAAUACAGAAAUGAGUCGGUUUUUAGACUGGCUGAGUUAUUUGUUGGAUAAUAGGGAUCGCCAUUUUGCCUUUUCCUUUCCUUUGAAGUGGAUAUACGGCUAUAAUGUGUGUUAUCUAGUCUGGUACAAUUCAUGUCCACUGUGGCAGAGAAGUAAGCAGGUGUUGGUGGUGUCGUUAUGGCCGAAGAUUCUCGCACAAUGGGUCUUGGAAGGGAGUUAGCCAAACCAUUGCAUCUGCAGCACUUAGAACGAAGUCUUGAUGUGGAGCCAUUUCUUGUAUAUGUUGAACAGAUAUUUAACACUCCGAUCAGUGAUGAGAACACCUCAGAUUCAGAAUCAGAGGCCCACCUCACUGAAACUGAGGAUGCGAAAGGAAAUAAAAUUAUUAAUGGAAUUGCAACUACGAUAGAAGAACGUAAAUCAGAUAAGAUGCGUUUGUACAACUUCGAUAACGUGAAAAAGAAUCGCCGAUGGUUACGAGACGUUCUCAUUAGUGAUACAUCAGAUUCCUCAAGUGAUGAUGGGAAUGAUGACCUGAUUACAGAACAGGAUCUGCAAGACAUGUUGCGUCUUCACCUCCUCAGGAAGAAGUACCAAGCUCGUUACUAUACAAAUCCCGAGAAUUCCCAAUAUCAGUAUUAUGGAGCUGGGCUCCUGUCCAAUUAUGAUAAGUUUCCUGAACAUCAGAAACUUAUUGUUGGUAACAAAAAGAAAAAGAAAGAAAAGAAGUUUGAAAAGAAAAUGAAGAAGAUGAAGAAGUUGGGCAUGAAAGAAAAACGUGAAGCUGAAGAAAAUCUGGAACAAGAUGCAAUGGAAGAUUUUGAUUUUGAGGAAGGUUUGUUAAAUCUUAAAGAUGAAGAUGAUCCUGAGAGCUUUGUUGACAUGACUCGAGUUAUCACAAAAUCCUCAAAGGGUAAGAGGAAGGACAAACAAGCCAAAAAUCCAGAGAUAAUGGCAAUUAGGAGGAGAAAGAUAUGGGUUAUGAUGUCUAAAAAGGAGCUUGGAAAGGUGCAGCGAGCGAAGACAAACAAUCACAAAGAAAUGCUUACAAGUUGUAAGCGUGUGGCGCAGUACUGCAUGAAACACUGGAGGCAGAAAGCAAUGCAGUCACAGAAAAAUAUGAAGGAGACAGUAUGGCGAGCGAAGCGCCUGACAAGAGAGAUGCAGGCGUACUGGAAGCGUUAUGAUCGGGUGGAACGGGAGACGAGGAGGAGACAGGAGAAAGAAGCUGAAGAACAGCGCAAAUUGGACGGGGAGCUGAUGGAGGCAAAGCGGCAACAAAGGAAGUUAAAUUUCCUCAUCACACAGACGGAGCUCUAUGCCCACUUCAUGUCUCGUAAGCUAGGCGGUGCGAAUCAUCAGGAGCAGUUGAGAAUACUCAGUCAGUUGGAGGAGGAAAAGAUCCCUCGAUUGGCAGCCAUUGAUGAUUAUGACAGUGAAACCAUGAAGCAGAAGGCUAAGAAGAAUGUCCGUGAUGCAUUCCAAGCAGAACAGAACCGAACACGAGAAUUCGCACAUGGGGUGGCACAUGAGCUCACAGAUGACUUCAAGCUCACAGAGACGAGCAUCAGUGCAGAUGAGGAGCGGCCACAGCCUUCUAUAUUUAGGGGGAAUCUUAAACAUUACCAGCUCAAAGGCAUGAACUGGCUUGCAAACCUGUAUGACCAGGGAAUUAAUGGAAUCCUGGCAGAUGAGAUGGGCUUAGGGAAAACUGUGCAGUCCAUAGCAUUUCUGUGCCAUGUAGCUGAGAAGUACGAUGCCUGGGGACCAUUCUUGAUCAUCUCUCCAGCAUCUACUCUCCACAAUUGGCAACAGGAAAUGGCACGUUUUGUUCCAGACUUCAAGGUUGUUCCGUACUGGGGAAGCCCUCAGGAACGCAAAAUCCUGCGUCAAUUCUGGGACCAAAAGGACUUGCACACAAAGGAAGCAAGUUUUCAUGUUGUGAUCACAAGUUACCAACUUGUUAUCACAGACUUCAAGUAUUUCAAUCGUAUCAAGUGGCAAUAUUUGAUUCUGGAUGAAGCCCAGGCCCUCAAGAGCACCAACAGCGUUCGUUGGAAGCUUCUCUUGGGAUUCAGUUGUCGGAACAGGUUACUGCUGAGUGGGACGCCCAUUCAGAACAGCAUGGCUGAACUCUGGGCCUUGCUUCAUUUCAUCAUGCCCACUCUCUUUGAUUCACAUGAUGAGUUCAACGAGUGGUUCUCCAAGGACAUUGAGAGUCAUGCAGAAAACAAAACUGGCAUUGAUGAAAAGCAUUUAUCUCGGCUUCACAUGAUACUGAAGCCGUUCAUGUUGCGGAGAAUAAAGAAGGAUGUUGAAAAUGAGCUUUCUGACAAGAUUGAGGUUAUGGUGUAUUGUCCACUUACAACUCGACAGAAACUUCUCUACUCAGCUCUCAAAAAGAAAAUUCGUAUUGAAGAUCUGUUGUACUCAUACAGUGGCUCAAAUCAGACUUCACAGAGUGUAACGUCCAGUUUGAUGAAUCUCGUCAUGCAGUUCCGUAAAGUCUGCAAUCAUCCUGAACUGUUUGAGCGUCGAGAAGCCAAAUCACCCCUCUUUAUCCGCUGCCCGGAGUACAUACUUCCUAAGUUGCUGUUUGAUGAUGGACUUCUACAUCUGGUGAUGCCCAGCAAAGAUCAUUUGUUAUAUAAUCAUCUCAGUAUCUUUGCUGUGCAGCAUAUUCACAGAUCUCUCUUUCCGUCACAACACAAUGAAGGAAGUGUCGCAACCUCACACAGCUGUUUUUCCUUCACAAGGUUCUGUGAUCUCUCUCCAGCUGAAUUACAUCAUGUUGUUUUGGGUGGACUCAUUUACGUGUUGCUGCAUCUGGUUAAAUGCCACAGGUCUGAUGUUCUCAUUCACCAUCGUCGCAAAUUGUGGUAUGAUGGAAGCCUCAGUUCAGUCUCAGUGUCUGAAGAUAAAUAUCACAAUCGUAUCUCAGCAUCUCACAGUCAGCUCUUGCUUUCUCCUGAGUACCAGCUUUCUGUUCCCAGUAUUGCAUCCAGUACCAUACUGAAACAUCUUGUUUUCACAUCAGUGACAUCAUACGGUGGUAAUACAACUUAUACACACAAUCGUCAUAUCCACCACUCAAUGCCUGAGACAGUUGAGCAUCGUAUCCUCCGCAGUCGCAAAGCUGCAUACAUGAGGAAAGGCUUGCCAGAACCAGAGGCAGGCAUUGAGAUGGAGGAUCAGCGAUCAGUCGGGAAGUCUGCAGCUGUGAGUCCUCUGCACCGAAUGGCAAACAAGCCAUCACCUACAUCCCCUAAGGCUUUACGAAGCCCAAACCAUUCAAAGAUGUCAGAUAUGAAAUCUCCAAGACUAAAUGCUGGUGAAGAUGAGGGCCAUUUUCCAGGGAAGGUUCCAAUUUUGCGUGAGUUUCCCCACAUUCCUCGUCCCUCAAGGAUCCUUGAAUGCCAGCCAACAGAUUUGCCACCGUUCCUGUAUUAUACAAGCCCUAAAGUUCAGACGAGAGCUUGUGAAGUGUUCUGCAGUAGCAGGGCCGCAGCGUGGUAUAUGCUACGUCACCAGCAGUGUACCUCCGUAGAAGGUCUGCAAACUGUCUGGUAUGGUUCCUCAGAAGCUGCAGCUCUUCAUGAGUCCAGGUCCCAGUAUUUUCAUCCAAUUCAUAUAGGGGGACUUGCGGCAGCGGCUCCAAGAUUUGGCUGGUCAAAUAUCAUUGUACCUGACAAGCAGACACUUGUCACAGAUGCGGGCAAGCUGUAUGUGCUGGAUGGACUGCUGAAGAGGUUAAAGGAACAGGGUCACCGAGUCCUUAUAUACUCCCAGAUGACUCGCAUGAUUGACUUACUGGAGGAAUAUAUGUGGCACCGUAAACACACUUACAUGAGGCUGGAUGGCUCAUCCAAAAUCUCGGAGAGGAGAGACAUGGUGGCAGAUUUCCAGGCGAGGGAAGACAUCUUUGUGUUUCUGCUGAGUACUCGGGCAGGCGGGCUGGGCAUUAACCUCACUGCAGCUGAUACGGUGAUCUUUUACGACAGCGACUGGAACCCGACAGUGGAUCAGCAAGCUAUGGACCGCGCCCACCGUCUGGGCCAAACCAAACAGGUGACGGUUUAUCGGCUUAUCUGCAAGGGAAGCAUAGAAGAACGCAUCCUCCAGAGAGCUAGAGAAAAGAGUGAGAUUCAACGCAUGGUGAUCAGUGGUGGCAACUUCAAACCUGACACUCUGAAACCUAAAGAGGUGGUAUCCCUGCUGCUGGAUGACGAGGAAAUAGAAAAGAAAUACCGUCAGCGACAAGCAGAAAGGCGCAGUCAGGAAGAAGCCCGCGCAGACAUCUAUCGGGAAAGAGACAGGGAAAGGAAGCGGAAACAAUGCUUGGGCGUCAUCAGAAACGAGCCAAAAAGAAUCCGGCUUGAAGACGGACACGAAGACUCCGUCCCCAGCGUGGACUCCACACCGCCCAGUCCAAGCCAGAGUGAGGUGUCGCAAGGAAGUGGAGCGCUGCCUCAGGAUGAAACAAGCAAUGAGGGUCUCGUCGUGGAUGUGGAUAGCCCUGCCACUCCUCAAACUUUCCCUCUGCCAUUUGCAAGUAAUAUGCUUGUAACCGGCAGACCACGGCCAUCCGGCCGGGGAACGAAGCGAGGACGUCCGCGCGGAUCGCGGAGAGGUAUCAUCAGUACCAGAGGCAGAGGAAUCAUCGUCAAUCUUACAAACAGCGAUCUAGGCCUAGGUGACCCGUGUCAACCGGUUGACUCGAGUGCCACCCCAGGACAUCCGCAACCCAUCCCCGUGAAGCGGGGCCCCGGUCGACCCCGCCUGCGCCCAGUAGGGCCUGGACAUCAAGGCACACGCGGUCCACCGCGGCCAAGGAAAGCCCCAAAGCCGCUACCCGUCCCCCUGCGAUCAGGAUCUGGUACUCCAUCGUCAGUAACCACCACGCCAUCAGCGGCUGCUGGGGUGGAGCACCCUCGUCCCUUCGGUUUCUACACCCAAGGAACGGGGUCCGCUGAGUAAGCAGGUGUUGUAUGGGAACAAUGGAAGUAGGAGCAUGAGCGACCAGCGUUUUUGGACGUCGAACAGGUGUGGUAUAUACCAUGAAGCAUCUGCAGCAUCUUUAUUGCCACCAUGCCCAGAACUUUGCUUGCAGAGUAUGUGAGACAUACGGUGAUGUAGAGUUUGAAAGCUGUUUUAAUUGUUCGGUGUCUGCAAUAAAAUGAAGUGAAUCUCGAUCUAUUUAUCAGUCAAGUGAAUGCACCUGUAAUGAAAUUAAUUGAAAGCUGUUUUGUGUAUAUAAAAGUAUGUUUACUAAUCCUAGUUCUUUGUGAUGUCAGAAUAUUUACAAAUAAUUAGUGGUCACAUUUCAUUUAACUUAUACAAACACAUUAAUGUUUCAAGCCCCUGUAUAAUAUUAAUGUUGUCUUAUACUAUGAUAUUUCAGAUUGUCUCUUAUCUAGUAAGUCAGGUACAAUUUCUUGAACAUUUUUGGGCUAAGGAAUAGAAAUGUAAGUUCAUAUGACAUGUACAGAGUUAGUGUUUGCGGUUCCUGGCAUGGGCUUUUAUGGGGAAUUUAUCUGUAAAAGUAUUCAACUGUGAAACAUAGUACAGAGUAUGGGAGGUUAUGGAAAUCAUUACAGUUUGUAUUUAUGUUGCAUUGUGUCAUACUUUGCCUUAAAUGAAUUAUGCACUCAGAUAGCUCAGUCAGUAAAUAACAAGAUACUGACAGGAUGUCUGGAUUUGAUUUUUGGGGAAAGCGCAGAUUUUUCUCUUUGCAGUCUUUUCUAAACUUUCUUUUUGUUGUUGUUGACAGUGAGCAUCUUGAGUGAACAGAUAGAUAUCGACACCCCAUAUAAUUAUUUUGGGUAUUGUGUUGGUUUCUAGAGGCAUCUGUUCCUUUUUAUUAGCCAAACUGCGGAAAACUGUUUCAGAAUGUGUUUUUCACACAUUUAAAGUAUAUGAUAUUGGUCAGUAAUGUCUUAUUAGACUGCAAGGUAUCACAGUCCAAAUCUUCACCACCAUGAAAACUUAAGAUGGCAUAUAAAUGAUAUAUGGGUACAUCUGUGUGCCUGCUUUUGAAAUAUAAUUGCUCGUUAAUGCUUAAAUUGUUAUUUUACUAGAAUAGUAUUCAUGUUGAUAGAAAUAUCUUACACAAAUGCCUGAAAUGAACUUUGAAACACUUUUGAUUGCAACACUGUGUUUCCAUGAUUUACUGAUUGAUGAUUUUAUUUUGGUAUACAGUGAACCUUCAUGCUGUGGAAGUGUAUGAUACAGAAUUUCAGUCUAUCAAAAAUAUAAAACGUAACCAUAAACUCGACUUUACAGAAAUUGGCGCAAAUAUUAACAAUUACAUUAGACACAAAAUGCAAACUAAUAGAUGUGGCCAAAAGUAAUUGUUUUCCUUAAGAGUGUAUUAUACCUUGAAAGGUUCAGGUUACUGUUAUGCAUGAAGCAUUGAUGUAGGAGUAAGUUUUGGAGGGUAAUUGAUAUUCUUGUCGUAUUUUAGGUUGUGGAGUGUAUUACCAUUAUUUAUGUUAAAAGUGUGUUUUUAUUACAACUGAGGACCAAAAGAGCUUAUGUAAGAAAAAAUCUUAUGUAUAAAAUGUGAGAGUCAGUGGAAAACAGUUUUUUCUAGCUGGAAUGUAUCAUGGUGCAGACACAUUGUCGAUAACACAUCCUUUCCAUACCAUGGAGGCAUGGUGUAGUUGUGUUAAGGAUGUCUCGAGAUAUAGUCCUAUAGAAAUUGCGUUAUCUUACAAAGCAUCUGCAGGUCUGUUCAUAUUCUCUCUGAAGAUGUUAGUGUACAGUGCAAAUUUUUUGGCCAUGCCAAAAGUCGCAUUUUGUGCAGAAUAAUGACCAAAAAGGUGUCAGCUGCAGAGUGGUUCCAUUGCCUCAUUCAGCAGUUUGAAAUCUUCUAACAAGAGUACUCUGUAAUGGCGGUAGAUGAUAACUAUAUUUGAUGGAGCGUUCCAAGCCUCAAAAUUACAUACACCGCUGUCUUCAGAGAAAUAAAUAUUGAAUUUUUGUGUUGAAAUAUGUACUUCAAAUUUACUUCACUAGCUUCGGUUGCAUUAGCAUUCUAUUGGCUGAGUGUUUUCGUGGGUUUCCUCAGUCUCUCCAGGCAACUGCCAGGAUACUGCCUCAAUUAUGUGUAGAUCAUUUCCUUCCAAGUCGUUUCAAAUUCAUGAUUUACCAUCAUCCCACCGUUUGACACUGUAUAAUCUAGCUACUUACUAGCCUGGCUAGCACAACUUCUUGAGAAGCCGCCUGUUGCUCAGCCACUCAAAUUCUCAGAAUUUUAUGGAAACUGUAGGCUCAUUACCAUGUUCACAAGAAAUCACCCUCCUGCUCCUAUCCUGAGCCAGAUUAAUCCAGUCUACACUACCAUAUCAUGUUUAUUUUAGAUCCAUUAUAAUAUACUCAUCCUCUGCAUUUAGGUCUUCCUAGAGUUAUAGUCGAGUUACUGGCAACAUUCUAAAAAAUCCAGCAAAACAGUUCCCUUGUGGUGGAGGAAGAGAAUAUCUCUGAAGUCUUGGACCCCUGCCCCAAAUUAACUCAGCUGGUUACCCAAAAUAAACUGGUCACUUUUCAAAUUUUGUCCACUUUUUACUCUUGGCAAAGCGUGUAUAAAUUCCUGCCAAUCCGUUUUCGUUAUUUUCGUGAAUAAACUUUUUUAUGUUAUCAUUUCAGUUAAGAAAUAAAUUACAAAGAAAAAAUCGCACAAGUAAAAUAUAUUAUUGUAUUAUGAAAGCAUACAUUUUCAAUUUCAUGGGUAGAAGAAGAAUGUUAUUUUAUGGUUAUUGGGGAACUUAUUUUUCACUUUAAUCUUCCUAAAUCUCUCACAUUUGGAGUGACCCUCAAGUUCAGAAAUGUCCCCACUUCCAAAGUCAUCAUCUGAUUUCAUUAGCCAGAGUUUUUUUUUUCAGGAAAGAAAAUAUUCCACUUUAUAAUUUACUGAGACUCAGAUGAAAAAAAGUUUGUCAUCAGAAGCACUGAAAACCUUUUAUCAAAACCUAUGAGUACAUUGCCUUAACAGCAAGUAGGUUGGGUGAGCAGAAACACGCAUGACUUCUAUUGAGGAUGUUUCCAGUUUGAAUCUUGCUUUGGCCACAACUGUUUUGUUUGAUCUGUUUAAUGGUUUUUCUUGGUCAUUUUUUUUCAUGCUUAUUCAAAUCCAUCCUCCUACCUUAUUUAGCUCUAGUUGAACUUUCUAUUGGAAUAAGCUACUGUUCUCUAAAUAUGGUUUUGGUUCACCUUGUAUGUUGGACGUGGAUGGUAGAAUCCUUUGAAUAUAAACCUGUAUAAAUUAAGUUGUAUUGCCUAAAGACACUUGAAGCCCAUUUUAUAACUUUCCUGAACACAUUUUCAGUAGCACUUCCAUAAUUCGGGCUGUCACUGAUUAUGACAAGGGUUCGCUCCAAUUAGUCCAAAUCAAUGAGGUCUUACUCUAUUUAAUCGAUCCCAGGUCUGUUCAGAUGGGAUUUAUGGUGGGCAAAGUGGCUCUGGGGCAGAUUUUCUCCGAGUACUUCGGUUUCCCCUGCCAUGUUCAU